Molecule: messenger RNA, 375 nt
Organism: Gaeumannomyces tritici R3-111a-1
Lineage: Eukaryota; Fungi; Ascomycota; Sordariomycetes; Magnaporthales; Magnaporthaceae
Exons: 7
Coding region: 1-375 (124 amino acids)
Source: RefSeq, a predicted model, not a curated record
AUGUACGGUUUUACGAUUAAACUAAAAUUGCGUAAAGGAUUGGAAAAAAAAAGGCAAAAAAAGCCGCAAUAUAUUAACCCAUUUACUAAAAUUAAUAAAAAAGGAAAAAGCAACGGGAAAGCUUUAAAUUACUCGAAAAGGGUAAAUAAAUUUAUAUAUAUAUGGAUUUGCAAUUUAUUUUUGUGCUUUUUAAUAAAAUUGGGUAUUAUUUUUGCGGUUUCGCCCGUGCUUUUAAUAUAUUGCCCUUUUCCGAUACGGUUUGUUCCAAACCGUUUGUACCGCGCGUGCGAUUUUUGGGUCCGUGCCGCCAUUUUUUUUAAACAUUUAAACUUAACCGGUAAUUGUAAAUGUUAUUUUUUGUAUUUAAUUACGUAA